AUGGGUGUUCCCAUGUUUGGCAACCCGGAGAGCUCUGUAGGGUUUGGACUUGGAGGCGAUGUUGCACAGCUCUCCAACGGCGGUGGUGAGGACGGAAUCAGUGGAGAUGGACGCGGCGCUAGAGAAACAAUGGCCGACACGAUAUACCCGAACAGCUCCAAGUCCCCCCAAAACAACGACGAUGGCGAUGACCACGCCGUCGGUAUGGGCAGUAGAAGUUUCGGCGAAGGUGAACAGGGUGCAAGUGAUGAUGCUGGGUCACGAAGUCGGAGAAUGUUCGAUGGCUCUAGGGUAGCGGAGCCAGAUCAUCUUCAGAUAGUUGAGGCUGGGGAAGGCGCCGACAUUAUUCCAGGCGUGGAUGAUCUACCAGUCUUCGCCAAUGACCAGAGCAAGGCAUUGAACGAUGAAAUCAAGGUACGGGAGAAAAAGGUAGCCCAGGCGACGAAUGCUCUUGCUGACAACCGAGAACGAGUCCGAAUAAUGGAAGAACACCUCAAGAACGUACGCCAAGAAGUCGGGCACACGAAUGCUCUCAUGGCUGCAAAGAAGAAGGAAAUCGCUACGGAAGAACACUUAUGCGCCCUUGCCGCCCGGGAAGCGGGCAGGUUCAAGCUGCAGAUGAAUUGGAACCAGGAGGAGCUGGAGCAGUGGGCCCUUGCGGCGAAGCAGAAGGAGGAAGAUAACCUCGCUCUUCAAAAGUACGCUCGAGCGGACGACGUGAAAAUCAAGGACCUGAGCCUCCAAGUGGAGCGAUUGUCGAAGUCUGUCGUCGCUAGGCGAGCAGAACUGCAGAGCCUCGAGGCCGAGUCCUCGGCCAAGCAGGUCGAACUGGACAACACCGCCGCGGACUUUAGGCGGCUGCAUGCCGAGCGCCAGGACCUUGUGCGGCAGUGGCAGAACGCUAUCGACGGCAUGCGCCGCCGAGACGAAGAGAUCAACGCCGUCGGCGAAAAAUUCGCGGCGGCUCGGCAAGUGCGGGCGACCCGGAUCGAAACGCUGGCGCAGAACGCAGCGAGGCUCAAGAUGCAAAGGAACGACAACAAGGAGGUUCAAGCCUCAAUCGAAAACCUCGAGCGAACAGUACAGCGGCAGCGCGAGGAAGCCCAGGCCGCUCAGAAACGCCUGGAGGAGUUCCGCGAUGUCCUCGAGGUGGUCAAGAACACACUCGGAAACGGGGCCGGGGCGCUGGCCAGGAAGCGAGGCGAGAAUGCCAACCUUACCGCGCAAAUAGAGGAGAAGCGGGUCGGGCUGGACACCGCCCGACGGAGAUAUCAGGCAAGUGGAGUGUGCAGCAAACAGAUUUCAAAGCAACGGGUGGAGACGGAGACGGGAAACACGAACAAGGUAGAGGCUACGGCCAAAUCGGCGGAGGAGGAGCUCCAACAGCGGGAGGUGGAGCUCAAGGAUAGCCAAAAGCUCUACGCUUUGCGUCAGGAGGAGGCUAACUUCAUCGCUGAGAUAUGCGGCGCGCAGGCGACGAUGAAGAACCUGCAGACCAAGGUGCACGCGCUGGACCAAGAACAGACCCGCCAGCAGGAGCUCAUUUACUCGGCCGAGUUCCAGAUCCAGCAAAUGGAGAGGAAGGUCGCCCGAGGGAUGGGAGAGCGGACCGACGAAGAGAAGUCCCAGCUCAACGCUAAGAUCCGCGAACUCGAGGGCGAGGUGGAGGUAAUGCGCGAAGAGAAGAAGAUGCUUACGGGUCAGGCGCGUAAAUUGAACAACGAGCUGCGAGCGUCCUUGAGGCGAAGAGGGGCUGCCUCCGCCCAGCAAGCGGAGCUCAACGAAACCAUCAACGAGCUGGAGCUCGAGUGCAGGGCGGCGGAUGGUGACGUAAAGCGAGAGUCUCAGACGAAAGAAGAGCUCAUGGUGUCGAACGACGUCAUGCGGCUGGAGGUGAAGCGCCUGAGGGACACCCUGAACGGUGCAGCGGAUGAGGUUUUCAGCCUCGAAAACAGGCGGCAGCAGUUGGCGAUGAGCAUGAAGGAGCGUAAAGCUGAAAUUCAGGUACAUUGGGACCUGCAGCGGGCAACGUUGAGAGCGGCCGAGGAAGAGCGCCACCGCGUUCAGCUAGAGCUUGGCGAUCGUAGGCAAGCCGUUGAAAAACUCCGCGCCAAGUACGAGACGCUGGCCAAGGGAUUUGCGGGUGCCGGAGCGGGUGAAUUGGGGGGCGAUCACGCGGGGGGCGGAUCCUCCCAGGCCUACUUCAUCAUCGCUGCGGCGCAGAAGCGCGAGGAGCUGCAGCGGGAGGGCGACGAGCUUGACCAGGAGAUACGGAGGUGCGAACGCGAGAUACGGGCCCUCGAGAGCACUCUGCGGCAUCUCAACGCGCGCAACGUGGACUUCCGAAUGAGCUUCCAGCGAGCAGAUCCAGGAUGCAAGGACGCCGAUGCCCUGAGAAGCUUGGAGGCCCGCGCCAAGGCCGCCCAGGACGGGCUCUUCCGUCGCAAGAAGGAGCUUCAGCGGGCGCAGACGGACCACGAGGAGGACCUCGCACGACUGGAUGGAGCCAAGGCGCGCGCUGCUCGCCUGGACGAGCAGAACGCGCAGCUAGACUCGGUGAGGGUUCAGGCCGAGGCUCAGCUGGACGCUCAGCGGCAGGCGCUCACCAGGGCGGGGGAAAGGCUGGCGAGCGAGCGCGCGAUGCACCGCAAGGCGCCCGGGGUUGGCGGGGGAGGUAGGGGCGACCGCGCCGGCGGUGUCGAAACGAUGGUACCGACUGCUGACGAUGUCACCCCUGCACCCGUGGCGGGCGGCACGGCGACAGCGGAGGCACGUGACAACGGUGGUGGGCUAAUCGCCGCUGUUGUCGGGCGGGGCGGGGAAACGCUCACGGAAAAGGCGCUACGGGCGAGCACUCUCCGGGACACGGCAUCGGGCGUGCUCUACACCCUCGGUCAGCUCGCGAGAGAGUUCCCCGAGAUGCACGACGCUCUCAAAACCAGCUUGCAUCUCAAGAAGCUCAAGGAGCUUCAAAAACGGGGCGGGCUAGCAGCGCAGCAGGCAGCCGAGGGGGAUCGGAGAGCUCAUCUCACGUCGGCGGUGCAAGCGUGA
This is a messenger RNA of Ectocarpus sp. CCAP 1310/34, 3051 nucleotides long. NCBI's taxonomy places the organism in Eukaryota, Phaeophyceae, Ectocarpales, Ectocarpaceae. The record is from the annotation of a GenBank genome assembly.